Molecule: messenger RNA, 924 nt
Organism: Paramuricea clavata
Lineage: Eukaryota; Metazoa; Cnidaria; Anthozoa; Malacalcyonacea; Plexauridae
Source: the annotation of a GenBank genome assembly
AUGUCAAGCGUAUCUCUUGUUUUGCUUUUUACGUGUAAUGCGAUACUUAUUGGUCUGCCUUUAGCUGAAGGCACAUGCAGUUCGAAUUCUGAUUGUCCUGGCAAAUUUUUCAACAAUGUUUGCUGUGGCAGAAGCUGGUAUGGCGGAAGAAGAUGUGUUACCGAUUCCUGUGUCGGAGACUCUUGUUCGACAGAUGGGGAUUGUGGUGGAAAAGAUGAAUGCUGUAUUUCAAACAAAUGUACGAAGAACGGUUGUGUAGAAUGCCAGUCAAAUUCUGACUGUUCUUCCUCGGAGUACUGUUGUAAACAUCGAUAUCACAACGAUCACAACGUCUGCAGACGCAGUUGCGUUGGGGAAACAUGCCACUCAAGUUUAGACUGCGGCGGUCCGACGGAAUAUUGUGCCUCGAAUAAGAAAUGUCGGGAAUGGUGUACUUCGAAAUCUGACUGCCAUUCGUGGGAGUAUUGUGCCUCGAAUAAGAAAUGUCAGAAGGAACGGUGUACUUCGAAUUCUGACUGCAAUUCGUCGGAUUAUUGCUGUAAACGAGGUACUCUCACUAAUGUAUGUCGCAGAAGUUGCGUCGGGGAGACAUGCCUCUCCAGCUAUGACUGCGGAGGUUCGAGUGAAUUAUGUUCCUCGAAUAAAAUAUGUUACAAAUGCGUUACAGCUGGUUGCUCAGCAUGCACUUCGGAUUCUGACUGUGGUUCGCGGGAGUAUUGUUGUAAACGAGGUAUUCUCUCUAAUGGCAAUGUAUGUCGCACAAGUUGUGUUGGGGAAACAUGCCAUUCGAUUGUUGACUGCGGAGGUCGACGGAAUAUUGUGCCUCGAAUAAGAAAUGUCGGAAACAAUGUACUUCGAAUUCUGACUGCGAUUCGUCGAAGUAUUGUUGUAGUGGACGUUGUAAAGGAGAUUGUGUCGGCGUGA